Messenger RNA from Exophiala xenobiotica, 1597 nucleotides. RefSeq lists its product as uncharacterized. The record is from RefSeq and is a predicted model, not a curated record. The coding region runs from base 78 to 1481 and encodes 467 amino acids. Gene Ontology annotation, molecular function: zinc ion binding; DNA-binding transcription factor activity, RNA polymerase II-specific; sequence-specific DNA binding. Lineage: Eukaryota; Fungi; Ascomycota; Eurotiomycetes; Chaetothyriales; Herpotrichiellaceae. The transcript is spliced from 3 exons. Gene Ontology annotation, biological process: positive regulation of transcription by RNA polymerase II.
AUUUUUCCUCUUGAUUCCGCGCCCCUCCCUUCUCGAACAGCGCCAAUGGCGAAACCGAGAACACCAGUCGAGUCGAAAUGAGCCCGAACUCGGGGUACGCUGUCGAUGGCGAUGAUGUCGGUUCGUGGGAAGCAGACCUGGUCCAGCUGCUUCCUGCCUGCAAACGCUGCCGCACUGCCCGAAAGCGAUGUGAUACUCGUCUUCCAGCGUGUGCCAAUUGCACCCGCUCAGGCGCCGAAUGCAACUUCCUCGACCACAUCACCCAAGAGCUACUGCCGCGAAAGUACAUCGCCUCCAUGCUGAACCACUUGAAAUCCUUGCAAGCAGCGCGAAACAAGCAAUUUGAUACUGUUAGCACAGAAGACACCGUUCCCGUCUCAACCGACAAUGGAUAUCAUUUCGUUCAAGCUCGCGGAGGCUUCAGAUAUCUCGGCAGCAAUGCUCUCCUCGCGGCACGACCAGACUUCCUGUCUGUUCCGGGUGCGGGUCCAGCAUCAACGGCCACCAGGCUUGAAUUCCCCCCUGUGGCCUCAUUGGCGGGCCUCGUUGACAGCCAGUGGCAUCAAGUCCUGGUUGGUAGGUACGUGCAAGUCUUGCACAAAAUGUAUCCAGUCAUCGAUGCCAAUCAGCCGUGUCUACAACAACCUCCUGGCCCCUCAAGCAACCUCUCUACGUUCGAAUCGUUUCUGUCUAAGAUGGUGUGCUCCAUUGCGUGCCAUUGCUUACCGGGAAACGACAACAGCUUGGUCCUCUUAUCCGACGCGCUAUAUGCAGAAGCUUUGGUCUCUCUCGAAAGCAUAACGACUGACCAGGAUGUCGAAGCCCUGCAGGCUAUCCUUCUCCUGGCUCUGCGAAGCUUGUUCGAUGCACAGAAAGGCAAUAUUGGUCAACAGGUCACGUUCGCACAGCGCCUGCUGACCGAGUUGGGGUCCCGCGACGUCGAAGACGCCAGAGCCACGUUGCAGCGGUUGCAAUGUGCGGUCUAUUGCAUAGGGAGCGAGGCCGCGACUGUCCUGGAUAGGCCGCCAGCAGUUAUAGCUCCAGACUACAAAUCUUCUUUCAGCACGACUAACGAGAACAUGUUUCUGUGCUCGCUGUAUCCAACGAAAUCGGGGUCGCAGAGUGAAAAGUCCCUUGAUGGGAUCAAAGAGUCUUUACAAACCGAGUUCGAAGCGGUCGAGUACUCGCCUUGCCUUCUCGCGAAGAUGUGCCAAAGCGUGUUCCUGAGAAGACCGACUGUUGAGUCAGCCAUGGACCUGCUGGCGUGUUAUUGCCAGGAAGAUAUGGUGCUGGACGCGUUUACUCCGCACUGGGCAUACAAAGCAGGCAUCUUCAUUUUGCAAGAUAGUACUUCGGGCCAGCGAACUCUCAAAGGGCAUGUUCUUGCCUGCACGGUUCUGGACAGAUGUGCCAUCAAGUGGCCAAACGCGAGGGUUCUUCGCCAGGUCUUGCAAGAUCAUGCCAUGUCGCAAGAGCGGUGAAGCGCUCUUAGCCGUGAUUCUACUUGGGAAAUACAACACGACCCUUCCUAGAAUUGACCUCAGACGUUAUAAGUGGCACUGUCUUUCUCCAGGGCUGGCCCUCUGUACAAUCUCUG